This is a messenger RNA of Agrilus planipennis (emerald ash borer), 1767 nucleotides long. Its product is annotated as monocarboxylate transporter 9. The record is from RefSeq and is a predicted model, not a curated record. The transcript has 9 exons. Gene Ontology annotation, molecular function: monocarboxylic acid transmembrane transporter activity. Lineage: Eukaryota; Metazoa; Arthropoda; Insecta; Coleoptera; Buprestidae. Gene Ontology annotation, biological process: monocarboxylic acid transport; transmembrane transport. Bases 216 to 1643 code for a protein of 475 amino acids.
UAGUAUUGUAACUUUUAAAGCAGUUUGUUUAUAUUGUUUACGGAUGUUUGGAUGAAACGUUAAUAAACUACAAAUUAAGGACAAACCAAAAAGAAUUAUUGUAAAAUUAUCGUAUUUUAUAAAAGUUUUAUAAAACGGUAAAAUGAAAUAAAAAAAGAUUGAAACUAUCUAAUGAGCGGGGAAAACAUUUUUUUUUCAAUAAUUUUUAAUAGUACAUGAGCUCAUUAAAAAUGAAAAAUGAUGUAAAGUAUGAAUUGAUAGCACCAGACGGAGGAUGGGGUCACAUAUUAAAUAUUGGAGGUAUUCUUAUGGUGGGGUUUACCGUAGUGCCCAUAUCUUCAUUUGCGCUAAUAUUUGGGCCUUAUCUAUCCACAUUUUACGAUGAAAUAAGCGCAACAACAACUGUCUAUUCAGUUUUCAGUACUUCCUUUUACGCCACAGGUCUACUGGCAAAUUUCCUGUUCCUGAAACUGUCUUUUCGGAAAGUAGCAGUAAUGGGGGCGCUUAUCUAUUGUUUUGGAAGCUUCGCUUCAAUUUUCGUAUUUAAUCUACAAUUCCUAGUUUUCUCCUACGGAAUACUUCAAGGCAUUGGUACAGGAUUAAUUGUGCCCGCUGUCAUUGUAGCUACGAACGAAUAUUUCGAUCACCGAAAAAUGGUCGUUUUUGCCGUAUGCCAGGCUGUUGUGGCCCUACUCAGCAUGAUUUAUCCUGGUUUUACAAGACUGAUGCUGGACAAUUUUGGAUUCAGAGGGACCCAAGCGAUAUUCGCAGCCCUCAGUCUACACACAAUUUUAGGAGCUUUAACUUUACAACCAGUGAAAUGGCAUAUGAAAAAAGUUUUAUUAAACAAAGGAGAACACACCACUGGGUCUACCUCUUAUUCGUCAACAUUAAAUGAAAUGGAAUCACAUCAAUUACUUGAUAGUAACGCUAGUGAAAAAUCUUUUGAUAAUAAGGAAAAACAUUUUCAAUCGCUCGAAUCUCUAACCAAUUGCCAUAAAGCCACGCCACAAGAAAACAGAAAAGGAUGUUUCUUACAAAACCUGUUUGAUCUUUCUAUUCUCAAGGAAGCAACCUAUUGGAAUAUAGCUGUAGGUUUAUCACUUUGUAUUACAUCCGAGAUGAAUUUAAUGGCCCUAAUGCCGAUUUUUUUGUCAAAUGUUGGUUUCACUGAUAACGAAAUCACUUUAUUGAUGACCAUUUAUUUCAUGUCCGAUUUGAUAACAAAAAUUAUUAUCAGCGUGAUUACAUUAUUUUGGAAAUUCAAAAGCAGAUACGUAUUCUUGGGUAAUAUUGCCAUCACCGUUGCAUUACGAAUAGUAUUUACUGAAAUUAAUUUGUACUGGUGGACGAUUGUACUGACCGCUUUCCUGGGCAGCUCUAGAUGCAUUAUACAACUCUCUCACCCCAUGGUACUUGCAGAGCUUUACCCCAAACAAUUUUCGAGCGCAUAUUCCCUUUGCAUGGUUUUCACUGGAAUUUCUUCGAUUAUUAUGGGAUCAAUUAUGGGUUUGGUAAAAUACAAAACGCAAAGCGAUGCCAUGGUUCUUCAUGUCUUGACGUUUGUUUGUUUAUUUUGUGCAAUAACAUGGACUUUAGAAUUACUUUAUAAGCGCUUCGUAUUUAAAAAUGUCAAAAAAUAGUUUUAAUUCUUUCAAUUUCCUGUUAAAUAGUAUUUACUUUGUAUUAUGUAGUUUUAAUAAAAGUGUUAUUAAAAAAAAUUAUAAAAUUGUAUAUACUUUUUUCUAUUUGUAAAGCUAAUAAAUA